AUGGCUUCUUCUUCUCGUCCACUUCCUUCUGAUAUAAUUUUCAAGAUAUUAAGUCGAACAUCAUUGGAAACACUAGACACUUGCAAGGCUGUUAAAAAAGAAUGGCACGAUAUGAUUUUCGAAUCGAGUUUCAUGCCACAAUUUUGUGCUAAUAGUCAAAAUAUCUCAGGAUAUUUUGUCCAGGGUCGGUUCUUUGGCGAGCAGGUAUCAGAAUUUGUAUCAAUGGAUGGUUGUUCAGGGAAUAGUACUACUACAACCCCAUUCCAUCUUCCUCGUCCUGAUGAACUAGUAAAGCUUCCGGCGGCCUUCUUCGUCGACACGAGGAUUGUGGCCUCCACAAUGCAAGGGAUUCUAUGUUGUGUAAUUACAUUGGGGAAUUGGAGGUCUAGAUUUCAUAUCUGUAAGCCUAGCACCAAGCAAUGGGUGAAACUUCCUAGUCCAAAAAUGCGUUAUUUUACCGAAAAAGUUGCUCUCAUUGUGCUGAGAUCAAAACCUCUGCAUUUCAAGAUUAUAAGGUUGUCGUUUCAGGCUCAGCCUUGUCAUUAUAGCAAACUGGGGCUGAUCAGGCACUAUCGAUGUGAGAUUUUUGAUUCUGAAUAUUGGAGGUGGAGGCAAGGAAAAGAUAUAUUGUUGUCAUCCUUCUUUGAGCCAUAUGCUCCAGCAGUGCAUGCAGCUGGUUUGAUUUAUUUCCAACUAUGUCAUGGUCAGGUGAUGGCUCUAAACUAUGAUGGGGAAGAAGUUUUUCCAAGACCCUCUCUUCCAAAUUGUCCCGGUAUUGAUGAUACGUACAAUGAUGGUCACCGGCAUAUUAUGGAGUAUAAGGGGAAGCUUGGGUGCACCUGUUUGUCACCCAAUGGGAUAAUGCUUUGGGUUUUCGAUAAUGGAAGACGAGAUUGGGAGUUGAUCAUUAAGGAAGUAGACAUUGAGAUUAUAAAGGGCGAGGCAAAAUAUGCAAUCCCGCAUGGGUUUUAUAAUGCAGAUAUUGUUUUGAUGGCAGAGGACAAUAGAGUUUUCUUCUACAAGCUUCAAGACAAGAGCUUUAACUUAGUUACACUGAAGAAAUGCCAUGGUUUUCUAGAAUUCUUCCCUUUCCGAUCAGAUUUAGAGCCAAUGGAUAUAAGGAUGCCAGGAGCCAACAUAGUUUCCUCCACCAAGCACCGCUAUCGUCCCUCUUGGAUUUCUUGCAGUAUAAAUAUGAGUCUUUAA
Molecule: messenger RNA, 1206 nt
Organism: Solanum tuberosum (potato)
Lineage: Eukaryota; Viridiplantae; Streptophyta; Magnoliopsida; Solanales; Solanaceae
Exons: 2
Coding region: 1-1206 (401 amino acids)
Molecular function (GO): protein binding
Source: RefSeq, a predicted model, not a curated record